UUCAACAAUACAGAGAAAAUAAAAUUCCUCUUAAACAACAGCUUACUGCGCCUUCUACUAUCCAUUUGCAAUUCUCCUUCUGCCAUUCCCAGUCUUGUUCUUUCUAUACUUUCACGUCGCUUCCGUGCACGUCGACUCGGCAGGAGUCUUGCUCUUCAACCGUAGUGCCACUGCCAGAGGAUGCAAAUGCUAAAAUCUCUGUAUUACUUUUCCAAUUAGGGUUUCUCUGCUCUUCCCUGUUAUUUACUCUCUUUACUGAGCUUUCAUUCUCUGCAAAGAGAGAUUGAAAGCAAUCAUUUCGAAAAUGGAGUCAAACGGAACUGACGUUGCUCAAAUCCUCGACGAGAUUAAAACAUUGAAGGCAACGAAGACUGACAUAGAAAAUAGAAUUGCGGCUCUCGAAGCUAAGCUCCGUCACUUGAAUCUCCCCGACGACACCGUCUUUUCAAACGAUUCUUCUCUUCCAGUUUCCAUCGUCGAUUCUGGUUUCGGCCACGGUUUAUCGUCUGAUACGAUUUACCGUUACAGUCGUCAUCUCUUACUCCCUUCCUUUGGAGUUCAAGCGCAGUCAAAUCUGUUAAAGUCUUCUAUUUUAGUUGUUGGAGCUGGAGGGUUGGGGUCGCCUGCUCUGUUAUAUCUUGCAGCUAGUGGUGUUGGUCGGUUGGGUAUUGUUGACCAUGAUGUUGUUGAGUUAAAUAAUAUGCACAGGCAGGUUAUACAUACUGAGCCAUUUAUUGGUCAGCCCAAAGUGAAAUCUGCUGCUGCUGCCUGUCGCUCGAUCAACUCCACCAUUCAGAUUGUGGAGCACCAAGAAGCUUUACGCACACACAAUGCCUUGGAAAUAUUUAGCCAAUAUGACGUAAUAGUAGAUGCAACAGAUAAUGCCCCAAGCCGUUACAUGAUCAGUGAUUGUUGUGUGGUGUUGGGAAAGCCUCUUGUUUCUGGUGCUGCAUUGGGAUUAGAAGGGCAGCUCACAGUUUAUAAUUACAAAGGAGGUCCAUGCUAUCGAUGCCUUUUUCCAACCCCACCUCCUACAACAGCAUGCCAAAGAUGUGCUGAUAGUGGAGUUUUAGGAGUUGUUCCUGGUAUCAUUGGUUGUCUUCAAGCACUUGAAGCCAUAAAAAUUGCUAGUGACGUUGGUGAACCUCUAUCAGGACGGAUGCUUCUAUUUGAUGCAUUGUCGGCACGAAUUCGCAUUGUCAAGAUAAGAGGCAGGUCAUUGAAUUGUGAAGUUUGUGGAGAAAAUGCAGCAUUUAAUGAAAAGCAAUUUAGAGAUUUUGAUUAUGAGAAGUUUACUCAGUCUCCAUUGUCCACGGCUCCGCCAAAGUUGAACCUGCUUUCAGCAGGCUCCAGAAUAACCUGUAAAGACUUCAAUGAGAAAGUUGUUAAAGGGGAAGCGCACGUGUUGGUAGAUGUACGCCCUGCCCACCAUUUCAAGAUUGUUGCUCUUCCCAAUGCCUUGAACAUUCCAUUAACAAGUUUGGAGGCUAGGUUGCCUGAAAUCUCAUCCGCAUUGAAGGAAGCAGGAGGCUGCAGAGGUACUGAAUCAGAAUCAGGCGUGAGCCUAUACAUAGUAUGUAGAAGAGGGAAUGAUUCGCAGAGGGCCGUUCAAAUGUUACACAGCAAGGGCUUUACUUCAGCUAAAGAUAUCAUUGGAGGCUUGGAGGCCUGGUCCCAUGAUGUAGAUCCAAAAUUCCCUACCUAUUAGAAGUUAAAUGGUACUUAGUACUUCACAUUCCUGUAAUAUUACUUAAAAGGGAUUAUUUGCUUGCAAGCUGUUCUCUAUUUCGAAACAUCUCCAUUAGAGUAGAGGUAGCCCUCCUCAAAUUCUUGUGGGACCGAUCAAACCGGAUAUAUAUAUUCGAAUUUUGUGGGACCGAGCAGAUCACAUCGGGUUGGAUAUAUAUUUAUCUAUAUAUUUAGAUAUAUUGUUGGAAUUGGAA
Messenger RNA from Jatropha curcas, 1943 nucleotides. RefSeq names its product adenylyltransferase and sulfurtransferase MOCS3. Gene Ontology annotation, cellular component: cytoplasm; cytosol. Gene Ontology annotation, molecular function: adenylyltransferase activity; URM1 activating enzyme activity; thiosulfate-cyanide sulfurtransferase activity. The record is from RefSeq and is a predicted model, not a curated record. Gene Ontology annotation, biological process: tRNA wobble position uridine thiolation. NCBI's taxonomy places the organism in Eukaryota, Viridiplantae, Streptophyta, Magnoliopsida, Malpighiales, Euphorbiaceae.